AGAGGCAAGCGACCCGCCGGAGGAGAAGACCGCCCCUGGCCACCCACUGGACAGCAUGGAGGAGCCAGCAAUAGCAACAACAGCGGCGUCACCAGCCACGUCGCCCACGUCAACACUGCAGGUACCGCCAGCCACGUUGCCGGACACAGGAGGAGAGCCAGCAGAAGCCACCAUAGAAGAGGCGUCUCCACCUGCGUCACCAUCCACAGUACCAGUUCAACGACCAGCUGCACCACAAGUGGUUGCACCAGCCGCAUCACCAGCCACAACAGGAGUGGCCACGGAGUCCACAACACAACUGGAGUCUCCAGCCAUAUUGCCAUCCACAACACAACUUGAACCGGCACCUGCUACACACAUGGCAUGUCCCGCCACGUCCCCAUCUACAACACAUGUCUCAUCAGGCAUGACACAAGUGACGUCGGCACCUACAAUUGAAGUGGCGUUGCCACCCACAACAAGAGCAAUUCUUCGAGCCUCAUCGCCAGGCAAAACAGAAGUUAUAUCACCAGCAGCCCAUCUAACCACAAAGCGUGUAGCCUCAUUACCUUUAGAGCAGUUGGUGACCAAAGCAUCGCCGUCAGCCUCCACACAAAUAGCAUCCGCCAUCCCCAUUGCCUGCUACAGCAUGCAUCCUAUCACCAGUCCUGUUGCCAGAUGCAACACCCAUCAAGGCACCAACCCUGUUGCCAGAUUCAGCACACGCAGUGCCACAAGUCCUGCUGCUGGAUUCAGCACACGCAGUGUCACCAGUCCUGCUGCCAGAUUCAGCACACGCAGUGCCACAAGUCCUGCUGCUGGAUUCAGCAUAUGCAGUGUCACCAGUCCUGCUGCCAGUUUCAGCACACGCAGUGUCACCAGUCCUGCUGCCACAUUCAGCACACGCAGUGUCACCAGUCCUGCUGCCACAUUCAGCACACGCUGUGCCACCAGUCCUGCUGCCAGAUUCAGCACACGCUGUGCCACCAGUCCUGCUGCCAGAUACAACACGCGUUCUGUCACCAGUCCUGCUGCCAGCUACAACAUGAUUCGCGUCGCAAGAUUCUGA
This is a messenger RNA of Schistocerca nitens (vagrant locust), 1048 nucleotides long. Its product is annotated as mucin-5AC-like. The coding region runs from base 56 to 1048 and encodes 330 amino acids. The record is from RefSeq and is a predicted model, not a curated record. The transcript has 2 exons. NCBI's taxonomy places the organism in Eukaryota, Metazoa, Arthropoda, Insecta, Orthoptera, Acrididae.